Messenger RNA from Drosophila willistoni, 884 nucleotides. Its product is annotated as dual specificity tyrosine-phosphorylation-regulated kinase 1A. The transcript has 3 exons. The record is from RefSeq and is a predicted model, not a curated record. Lineage: Eukaryota; Metazoa; Arthropoda; Insecta; Diptera; Drosophilidae. Bases 63 to 815 code for a protein of 250 amino acids.
UUUUUCUGGAGGACGAACAAUUGGCAGCGUUUUCAGCUAAUGCGAAUUCAAGGAAUGCGCUAAUGAAUCGUUCAAGGAUUACUUUGGAUUUAUAUCUAGAACCUCUUAACCCCGAUGGCAGUUAUCGGAAUCGUAGAUGCCAAGAGAUAAGCCUACAUGCCGCGGCCCAUAAGAAUGAAGGACGUCGUGGAGCUGCACAACAGAAUGCUGCUGUUAUGCAUGGUCAAAUGCAGCCACCAGAAUUUCAUAUGGGAUCUACAGAACUAAGUGUGGCUCCUCUAGGUGGUUCUCUUGGUGGUGGUGGUGGACAGUAUGUUAAUUUCGCAGAACCCUUGACCCCACGUCGUCGGGGACGUCCAAGGGGAGGAGAACGUAUACGUUUCAAUGUGCCACCAUUGGAUAAUAUUCGGUUUACCAUUUCUGAGGCGGAACGUAGCCGCUUAAAUUUUAUGAUACCGCCCAUGGAGUCCAAUGCACAAUCUCCCUAUAAUCAGCAGCAGCAUCAACAGCAACAGCAGCAUAAUCAUCAUCAUCAUCAUCAUCGCCACCGUCAUCAUCAUCAUCACCAUCAUCCUUAUCAGAUGCCACAUCAGUUAGUUCAAUCUGGUUCAUCGUCUUCCACAACAACAGCCCAACAGAGUCUAAAUGGUGCCCAUUCCACUCUGAACGAUAUGAUGCGUUUCUAUCAGAACCAAAUUAUCCCGGAGCCUCAGUCAAGCGGAUCAUCGCGGCUUUCCUCCACGCCAGUUUACUACGCGAACCCAGACAUAGACAGGGGGGUCUCGUUAGGCUUGCUGGACCCCAUGGAUCUCUAAUACAUGUUAGUGGUGGUCGUGGUCUUGGUAGUGGUGCAACUGGAUCGGCUCAAUCGGCUAGCACCUCGC